AUGCAAUGUUGCGCAAUGGGCACAUGCCACAGUGCAAUUCCAACGUGUCAGCAGAAAAAAAGAAAAGAAGUGAGCACUCGCCAGGACGUGAUUGGACAGAUCCUGGUGGUCAGGUUCUUUCACAUCAUGGGCGCUUCUUAUAUAAAUUGCGAGAUAAGGUCCAAAAGCCGCUUCACUGAAGGACUCCCACAUCCUAUGAUCUCAGCCGUCCGUAGCAACAUGACAGAGUUUUGGAAGGAACACUCCAGGGAGGCCACUGUGCAGGAGAUGAUGCUGGACUCUCAUGCCGUUGAGCUGACUCAGCAGGAAUUGCCUGAGAUCCUGUCUAUGCUGCCAAGCCUGACUGGAUGUCGGGUGCUUGAACUAGGGGCCGGCAUUGGUCGAUACACCAGUCAUCUGCUGAAACAGGCGAACCACGUGACCGCCGUGGAUUUCAUGGAGAGCUUUGUGGAGAAAAACAAGCAGGACAACGGGCACCACAAAAACGUUACCUUCGUCCAAGCAGAUGUCACCAAGCUAGAAUUCCCCCCGAACAGCAUUGACUUCAUCUUCUCCAACUGGCUGCUGAUGUAUCUCAGUGACAAGGAGCUGAAGUUGUUGUUAACGGAAAUGUUAAGGUGGUUGCGGCCUGGUGGUUCGCUCUUCUUCAGAGAAUCAUGCAACUACCGCUCAGGUGACUGUAAAAGGGAGUUCAAUCCCACAUGUUACCGCACUGAAGCGCAGUACAACCACCUGAUCACAUCAGUCCAAAUGGAGGAUGAAAAUGAACGGUUUGGUUUCGACAUUGUACUCAGAAAGAGGGUCAGAACAUACAUUGAGGUGAAGAAAAACCCAAAUCAGAUAUGCUGGUUGUUAGAAAAGGUUGCACGUUCUUCAGACACAAAGGAGACAUUCAGCAACUUUCAGAUGUUCCUGGACAACAAGCAAUACACGAGGCGUGGGAUUCUGCGGUAUGAGAAAAUGUUCGGGUCAGGUUAUGUCAGCACAGGCGGGCCCAACACCACCAAGGAAUUUGUUGAUCUCCUCAACUUGCAACCUGGCCAGAAGGUUCUGGAUGUUGGCUGUGGUAUCGGUGGAGGAGAUUUUUACAUGGCAAAGACAUUCGGAGUGGAGGUGCUUGGCAUGGACCUUUCAGAGAAUAUGGUGGACAUCGCCAUGGAGAGGGCACUCUCCGAGAAGUUGCCAUCUGUGGAAUUUGAAGUUGCUGAUGCCACUAAGAGAACGUUUCCAGAGGGUUCUUUUGAUGUUAUCUACAGUAGAGAUACAAUCCUUCACAUUGCAGACAAGCUCGCUCUCUUCAAAUGUUUCCACUCAUGGUUAAAGCCUGGAGGACAACUGCUUAUCAGUGACUACUGUUGUGGGGAAAAGCCAUGGACCCCCCAGUUUGAGGCUUAUGUCAAGCAGCGAGGCUACAUACUAUACACGCCAUCCCAGUAUGGAAAGUUCAUUCAAGACGCUGGUUUCUGUAAUGUUGAAGCAAAUGACCGGACAGCCCAGUUCAUUCAGGUCAUUAAAGAAGAGCUGCAGAGAGCAGAUGAAAUCAAGAGUGAAUUUAUCGAGGAAUUCUCUGAAGAGGACUACAGUGCAAUUGUGAACGGCUGGAGGGAAAAACUGGAGCGUUCUAAGAGUGGAGACCAACGGUGGGGCCUCUUUCAUGCAAGAAGGAACUGA
Nerophis lumbriciformis (worm pipefish) is the source of this 1671-nucleotide messenger RNA. The record is from RefSeq and is a predicted model, not a curated record. Lineage: Eukaryota; Metazoa; Chordata; Actinopteri; Syngnathiformes; Syngnathidae.